UUGCGCACGUGGACCGGGUGGAGGCGACCACGCCACACCCAGCAGACGCAGGCCCAGCCCUCACGCGGAAGGAACAGAUUGUGCAACAGCUGAAGAAGCGGAGCUUCACUAGUUGCUCCCUCCGUGUGCCUUAUCCACUGCACCACCAUGCCGGGGAGUGAGCGCACUCAGCCGCCCUUCCGCGCCGGGGAAUUAGUGGAGGGUGUUCGAAUGUGAAGUGGAUGUUUUUUCCCGUAGUUGUCGCAACUUUUUUCGGGAGGAAUGAGAGGUGCGUGUGUGGCUCUUAAAAUGGGAUUGUUUUUGCACAACGCGGCGCCUGUCACCCCCACGGCCGCCACCGCGGAAAGGAACCUGCUGCUCUGUGAAGGUGCAAACAACCAGAGCUACAUGUGCGAGUCAGGUCACUGCUGCGGAGAAUCUCAGUGCUGCAGUUACUACUAUGAGGUCUGGUGGUUUUGGUUGGUGUGGGCCAUCAUCUUCAUUUUGAGCUGCUGCUGUGUGUGUCACCACCGGCGCACCAAACACAGACUGCAGCAACAGCAGCGACAGCACGAGAUCAACCUCAUUGCUUAUCGUGAAGCACACAACUAUCCCUCAGUGCCCUUCUACUUCAGGUUUCUACCAAGCUACCUCCUGCCAGAUUAUGAAGAAGUAGUGAAUCGGCCGCCUACCCCUCCCCCACCAUAUAGUGCCUUACACACAGGACCAUCCACAGCAACCUCACAGCCUCAUCCUGAGCAGCAGGAAGGACAUUGUCCCGCCACUCAACCCAUGCCAGUUCCUCCAGACUCUGAGCGCCAUUGUAGCAGACCCAAUUCGGAAGCGCAACGACCCCCCCCUACUUUAGAUUUAAGUCCCAAGGCGGACAACAAGCCGGUGCAGACCACACAAGACUCGAGCAUGAUACUUUUGUCCGAGGGGCUCAGUAGAGAGGGACUCGAACAAGAGGAGAAAAGAAGCGACUGCAAGGAUCCUCUUCUGAAGGAUCUGUCCGAUGACAAAGAUCGACUCCCUAAUGGCAGACGACGACGAUUCACCGGGGACUCCGGGAUUGAGGUGUGUGUGUGCGGCUCACGCGGGAGCAACGGUUGUGGUGGAGCAGGCAGCCAAGAAGGUAAGGAGUUGCGGGAGCUGGACAGCCUUCUGGGCCGCGAGGGAGACGAGGAGGAGGCUGGAGACUUCUGUGACAGCUGUGUUCAGCGGUCCUCCUUCACCGUGGAGGAAGAGCGGGCGCUGGGCGCCUCAGAGAGGAGAGCAGCAUCAGGAUCCUCUCAGGCGCCUCACCACACAGGCAGCGCCUCACCGUACCCUCCGGUGUGUCUCCUCUUGCACACCAUCAGCGAGCAGGACGGUCCUUACCAAAGCACCAGCACAGAGGCGCAGGGUUGAAAGAAACCUUGGUAACCGCAACAAAGGACUUAGAAACCUUAUAUGUGUGUCAAGACUUUUAAAAGGUGUGGUGCAGAUACCCUGUAGAGCUUCAAAGCUAGGACUGAGUGAUAAGAAAACAGCCCUAAUACACACUGGAACAUGAAGCAGCCUUAGUUAGACAGGAGACCUCUUCUGAAGCAGCUCGGUCAGUGGCUUUGAACCCUUUUGCACACUUGACACAUGCCAAAGACUAGACCACUAGAACAGAAACGGGAAGAUGGCUAAUCUCAUUAGGUGUAUACAACUAAUUGCAACCGUUUCUAUUCGCCUGUGUCACACAUUCAACAGGUCCUUCCAGCAUAAAUGUGUGUUUGAGCAAGCAAGAACAUCUGACCUGCACCUGAAAGUGCUUUUUUUCAGCAAUUUCUCAAAAUUGCUCUGCUUGGGUCCUAUUUCUUGCGCUCUAUCUGAACCACUAGUUAAAGUGCAUUAACAAGUCGUCAUACGAUGAGCAGUUCCUAUUUUGCACAAAUUGUAUUUAUAUUUUAUAAAUUAAGCUUUUAACAAAAAAGACCAUCGUUCUGUGUUUCAUCAGUCUUAUAUGGUUCAUUUCAAGACUGGAAUGGAACGGAAUAGUCACUUGUUGAGUCCUAAAUGGUCUUUUUUGGUAACUUUAUGAAUGUUAGCAAUAUGUGCCUACAAGAAAAGCUGACAAGGAGAGCAUGUACCAAAAUAAUUCUUAAAGAUACUAAUGAGGCGGACAUUACUUUCGCUCACAUAAGCAGAUGAUCCUGUUCACCAGCUGCAGCGUUUAAAAGCACUGAUCUCAGUGGCUGCAUUUACAGUUAUUAUAUAUUAUAUUAACGGACUUACCGUAUCGUUCUCCUACAGUGGUAUUGAGAAGUUACUGUCAUUUAACAACAAGUGCGUGCAUAAGCCAUAAUUUGCACAAAACGAUGCUAAACAUUUUGCCCGUCUUCUAAUGUGUGCUGUUUAAUAACCUGAGGGAUGAAUUGUGCCUUUUAAAGGGUGCUGAAGGCAUUUUUUUGUUUUCUUUUACCAUGGUUCAAAUGGUGUUAAUUAAUGUCUUACUGGACUCGUCAUGAAGGUUGUAGUAGUAAUCCUCAAUAUAGUACACAUGGCACACAAUGGUACAUGGCAAAAAGACUCUGCAUCUUGGAAAUCGUAUAGAAGAUACAAAACCUGUUAAUAAAAUGACUAAAUUGUACAAAUAUCCUAUCCAUGAAUACAAUGCGUCUGCAAAGUAUUCACAGCAGUUAAUUUUUACCACAUGUUAUGUUAUAGCCCUAUUCCAAAAUGGUAUAAAUUCAUUUUUGUACUUAACAUUUUACACACAAUAUCCAAUAAUGACAAUGUUAAAAGUUUUUAUUUUAUUUUGCAAAUGUAUUAAAAAUAAAAUGCUAAAAAGUCACAUGUACACAAGUAUUCCCAGCAUUUGCUAAAUAUUUUGUUGAUGCCCCUUUGGCAGCAAUUACAGCCUCAAGUCUUUGAAUACAAUGCCACAAGCUUGGCACACCUAUCUUUUGGCAGUUGCAUGCAUUCCUCUUUGCCCAUUCUUCUUUGCAGCACCUCUCAAGCUCCAUGAGGUUGGAUGAGAAGUGUUGGGUUUCAUCCUGGAUGUCUCUUUAUUCAUCUUUCCCUCUAUCCUGACGAGUCUCCCAGAUCCUGCCACUGAAAACCAUCCCCACAGCAUGAUUCUGCCACCACCAUGCUUCACUGUAGGGAUGGUAUUGGCCUGGCAUUCACCCCAAAGAGUUCAAUCUUUGUCUCAUUGGACCAGAUAAUUUAGUUUCUCAUGGUCUUGGGGGUCUUUUAGGUGCGUUUUGGCAAACCUUAUACCAAGAAAUGGCUUCCACUAACAUAUACCAUACAGGCCUGUUUGCUGCAGAGAUGGUUGUCCGUCUGGAAGAUUCUUGCUCCACAGAGAAAUGCUGUAGCUCUGACUGGUCUAGACUAAGAUGAAUGCAGCAAUGUACAAAGACAUCUUGAAUGAAAACCAACACUUCCCAUCCAACCUGAUGGAGCUUGAGGUGCUGCAGAGAGGAAAGGGCAAAACUGCCCAAAGAUAAGUGUGCCAAGCUUGUGGCAUCGUAUUAAAAAAAGACUGUAUAGCUCGGUUGGUAUAGCGGCCGUGCCAGCAACUUGAGGGUUCCAGGUUCGAUCCCCGCUUCCGCCAUCCUAGUCACUGCCGUUGCGUCCUUAGGCAAGACACUUUACCCACCUGCUCCCAGUGCCCCACACUGGUUUAAAUGUAACUUAGAUAUUGGGUUUCACCAUGUAAAGCGCUUUGAGUCACUCGAGAAAAGCGCUAUAUAAAUAUAAUUCACUUCACUUGAGGUUGUACUUGCUGCCAAAGGCGCAUCAACAAAGUAUUGAGCAAAGACUGUGGAUACUUAUUUUUAAAUAAAAACAUUUUUACAUUGUCAUUAUGGGGUAUUGUCUGUAGAAUUUUGAGAACAAAAAUUAAUAAGGCCGUAACAUAAAAUGUGGAAAAAGUUAGGUGCCGUGAAUAUUUUCCAGGUACACUGUGUUUGCCUCGCAGUUUAAACGUGACCAUCAUGCACUACAAAAAGCAAAUGGUCACAUGUCAAAUACAAACGAACUGUACCCUAACAAAAUCUCCCACUAACUGUGAGAUGAAUGUGCAUGGAAAACAUAUGUUACAAAUAUUGCAUCCGGGAUAAGCCCCAGUCGAAAAUGGAAAGGAUUUUUGCAGACCGAACAUUUAGCAAACUUUGCAAAGCACAAUGUUUUCAGCUAAUGUAAAAGUAUGCAUACUCUGAAACACGAAGCCCCUUCUCAAAGCGCUGUCUGUUUUAGUACCGUUAAUUGUGUGAUUCCAUAUCAUUUUACCCAUCAGACAUACACAUUGUUGUUGUGGUACAAGUACAGUAGUGUAAAGAGUUAUUUUUCCAUUGAUAACUUAAAAAAAACCUGUCAUAUUUAAAUUUAAAAAAAAAGGUGUACAAUGACAGGACAUGUUCUAGCCAAACAUGAAAAUAAAAAUCAUUAGCUUUAUUUGUGAAGGGUACACCAUGAUUGAACAUGCAUGUUUGAAGCACAUAAGGAGAAAUCUUGCCAAAGACUUGUUUUGUUCAUCAUUGUGUGGAAGUGCACAUAUCCUUUGAAUGUCAACUACGCCAACAUCAACCAAGGUGGAUGUACUUUCAAUAAACAUUUUGAUUUAAUCUGA
Messenger RNA from Entelurus aequoreus (snake pipefish), 4585 nucleotides. It is a transcript of the gene wbp1lb, whose product is annotated as WW domain binding protein 1-like b. NCBI's taxonomy places the organism in Eukaryota, Metazoa, Chordata, Actinopteri, Syngnathiformes, Syngnathidae. Bases 262 to 1389 code for a protein of 375 amino acids. The transcript is spliced from 4 exons. The record is from RefSeq and is a predicted model, not a curated record.